Anolis sagrei ordinatus is the source of this 2690-nucleotide messenger RNA. RefSeq names its product phospholipase A and acyltransferase 3-like. Gene Ontology annotation, biological process: N-acylphosphatidylethanolamine metabolic process. NCBI's taxonomy places the organism in Eukaryota, Metazoa, Chordata, Lepidosauria, Squamata, Anolidae. Gene Ontology annotation, cellular component: cytoplasm. Gene Ontology annotation, molecular function: A2-type glycerophospholipase activity; glycerophospholipid phospholipase A1 activity. The record is from RefSeq and is a predicted model, not a curated record.
UAUUUGGAAAAGGAAAAUGAAAGUAACUCAGAGGCAGCUAAGAUCCCAAGGAGCAAGGACAUGGCUGAGGAAAAUGUGGAGCCAAAACCAGGAGACCUGAUUGAGAUUGACCGAGAUCUUUACCAACAUUGGGCUGUCUAUGUUGAUGAUGGAUAUGUGGUGCAUCUGGUUUCAGAUGAUGAGGUUCUUGAAAAUCCACCUCUUUCUCUGUCUGUCGGAACACGAAAGGCCGUAGUGAAGUGGCAGCUGCUUUCAGAAGCCUCCGGGCAAAAUAAAUGGCGAGUCAACAAUAAGCUUGACAAAAAACAUAACCCCAAACCCAUGUGGGAAAUAGUUAUAGCUGCACUUGAAAUGGUUGGAGAAAAGGUAGACUACAAUCUGUUGAAAAUGAACUGUGAACAUUUUGCUACCGACCUACGUUACGGGCAUCCUGAAAGUGGCCAGGUCAUCAAACUAAGCAAGUUUCUUGAGGGAGCCCUCUCUGCGAACGCUCCUGCUGCAUUGAGAAUUCCGGAGGAGUUUCCAGUGAUGCAGUUGAUGAGAAAAGCCCUACAGCUAUUUAGAAUUAAUUCGCUUACCCAUCAGUAAAAUAGGGUUUUCAGUGCAUGAUGAAUAGCAUGAACAAUCCAAACAAAUGUUUGCUUGUCAAGCAAGAGUUCAGGGCAUCUUCUACACAGCCAUAUAAUCCAGAUUAUCAAAGCAGAUAAUACACAUUAUCCAAUUUAAACUGGAUUAUAUGUGUCUACACUGCUAUAUAAUCCAGUUCAAAGCAGAUAAUCUAGAUUUUGUAUGGCAGUGCAAAAGGGGCCUGUGGGCCUUCUGCACAGCCAUAUAACUCAGAAUAUCAAGGCAGAAAAUCCUACAAUAUCUGCUUUGAACUGGGCUAUCUGAGUCCACACAGCCAUAUAUUCCAGUUCAAAGCAGAAAAUUUGGGAUUGUAUUCAGCUGUGUGGAAGGGGCCCCAGUGGAAAGCAGCACAGCCACAGGAAUUGAUUAACCCCUUUUUUCUUCUCACAUUCACCCUUGUCUUUAAAGGAUGGCACCUGGCUUCUUCAGUGUUGGAAGACAAGAAAAACUCAGGCAAAAUGCACAAAGCACCUAAGCUUGAGUGUGGGUAGGUAAAGAGAAAAGGCAUUCACUAUCAUUCCUCCUUCUCCUGUUGUCACAUUCUUCCUCUCCUAUUGUCACAGUACCGGUCAACAAAUUGCUGGAAGACUCUUCUCUUCUCCCUGAAAUCAUCAUUUUUCUCACCCUCUUCUUCUCCCAGAAGUUGCAGCACCCAGAAUUUGCUUAGCUUUGACUUCAUGCUAUUUCCAUCACCUAGAAUCCAUAUAGGAUUCCAGAACUUGAACCUUAGACCGUGAACCCAAAAGCCUCACAAAGUACAUUCCUAGCAAGGCAUCCUUCAUUUAAUCCUCCACUAUGCAAAUAAAUAUCUUUUGUUUCUCAGGCCCCUUCUACACAGUUCUAUAUCCCAGGAUCUGAUUUUAGAUUAUCUGAUUUAAAUUGGAUUAUAUGAGAUAAUCUGGGAUAAGAAGAUACCCUGGGAUCAUAUCCUGGGAUAUAGGGACAGUGUAGAAGGGACCUCAAUCUCAUUCUUUCUUUCCUGAUUCUGGAAGUUCUUAAACUAUUGGAUGAUUUAAUUGUAUGUGCACCUUAUGCUCUUUGUGGGAUGGGACUGUCAUGGGUUGCGUUGAUGAUGAGUAUAGUUAUUGGGCUUCUUAUCUAUCAUAUACUAUUGUAUGGUAUGUAUCACACAUAUUAUCUUGUUUUAAGGCUCAAUGUAUAUGUAUCACUGGCCUGUUUUAAUCUGCUUGGUUUAUUGUGUAAAUUGUAAGAUGAAGAAAAAUUUUAACCAACAUAAACAUACCAAUAUUUCAACGAGAAGGGUGAGCCUGCUUUUGGCUGAUAAGAUAGUCAAGUUAAUUAGGAUUGUUGUUGUUGCUGUAUGGCUUCAAGUAGUUUCAGACUUAAUGCGACCUUGGGGCCACUUCCACACAACUGAAUAAAAUCCCACAUUAUUUGCUUUGAACUGGAAUAUAUGGCAGUGUGGACUCAGAUAACCCAGUUCAAAGCAGAUGUUGUGAGAUUUUAUGCCUUGGUAUUCUGGGUUAUAUAGCUGUGUGGAACAGCCCUGGGUCUAAUGUUUAGGAUGGGCCAUGUAAAUGACCUUGGAAGGCCACAUUUGGUCCACGGGCCUUAGUUUGGGGACUCCUGCUCUAUAUGGUGGCCCCAAGAUAAGACACAGAGAUGAUAGCAUAGCUGUAAACAGAUGUGCAACUGGUGUUUAGCUAAAAUGGUUUUGGCACUGAUAAGGUUGCUUCCUCCUGAAAAUACCAAUAUGUUCCCAUUCUUAAACUUGGCUUAGAAGAGAAGAGAGAUUAAAGCCCCUCUUAGCUUGUGAGCACCUCUACAGCUUCUAAAACACUUCUACUAAAUGGAUAACCUCCAUCUAUUGCAAGGGAAGUAUUUCCAUCUCCCAGUCUCAGGAAGGAGAAUUCAAGCCCCUUGUUUGAGAACUGCAGGGGCCUCAUAGAACUUGCAAGACACCUGUUUUGGGGGACCACUUGUACAUAUGGCUAUGUAACUAUUAGACCGAAUGGAUGUGACAUCACUUUAUUUGACUUCAUUGACAUAACUGUCCAUUUCUUGCUUGUUUGUAACCAAUAAAGCUAUGAAUUGUACUAAGA